Molecule: messenger RNA, 1364 nt
Organism: Phlebotomus argentipes
Lineage: Eukaryota; Metazoa; Arthropoda; Insecta; Diptera; Psychodidae
Product: 4'-phosphopantetheine phosphatase
Exons: 6
Coding region: 156-1217 (353 amino acids)
Biological process (GO): coenzyme A biosynthetic process
Cellular component (GO): cytosol; nucleus
Molecular function (GO): ATP binding; pantothenate kinase activity
Source: RefSeq, a predicted model, not a curated record
GCUGAUGAUAUCGGUCGCAGGAGCACUCGUUAAAACAUUUUGUUUCGCAUUUGCUCAGGUAAUUCGCAAGAAUACGGACUGAGUGCCGUUGGUGGAUCAUCCUCUGUGACCAAAAGGGAGUGUACAGUGAGUUGUCGCCGAUUCCCGCUUGUAAAAUGUUCUGUCCACUGCUGCUGGAUGCCAAGAAGUACAAUCCAGACACACUAAACUUGACUGAUGACGCUGAAGUGAGGAGCUACUGGUUCACAUGCUUCCGGGACCUGGUGAGGAAGUUCGCCAUCCAAGCCAGAAAAAGUGAACUGGAAAGCGAUGAUGCAUGCAAACGAGCCGAGAGAUUUCAGCAAGAUUUUCUAAACAGAAUGAAUUCACUGGGCCAAAGUACAGAGACUGGCGAUCCGAUUACAAUCAGAACGCUGCUUGAUCUGAAUGAGUCUUGCCUGCGGCAGCACGGCUUCUCGGAUCCAUGGCGGGAGCAGAAAAUUCUGGAGAAUAAAACAGCACUGAGAAUGCUGCGACUUCGCCUCGAUGAGGUGGACAAACUCAGGGACAAUGAGAGAUGGAUUGAGUUGGUGAGAGGUCUGCUGGCGGGCAACAUGUUCGAUUGGGGCGCCCAGGCGGUGUGUGAAAUACUCGAAGCGAACAGCUCAUUUGGCCUCAAUGAGGCCCUAAGCUACAUUCAGCCACGUCCAUGGCUCAUCGAUGGUCUCGAUGCGUGGCUGGCAAGGUUGCAAGGAUCCGUUCACAAGUGCGCCGCAAUCUUCGUGGACAACAGCGGCUUCGACAUCGUCCUGGGGAUACUGCCAUUCGCGAGGGAACUCUUGAGGCGUGGAACGAAGGUGAUUUUGUGUGCCAACUCAGAGCCCGCGCUAGCGGAUAUAACGUACAAAGAGCUGGAGAGCCUCAUGGACAGUUGCUGUGAUCAGUGUAGCAUACUCCGCGAGGCGUAUGCUGCGAAGCGUCUACUGGUCCUGCCCAACGGUCAAUCGGGUCCAUGUCUCAACCUCAGGACACUCACGCCAGAGCUGAGCGAGGCGAUGGUGCGCCAUGAGACAGACUUACUGAUAAUAGAGGGCAUGGGUCGCGCCCUUCACACGAAUUUGUACGCCAAAUUCACGUGCGACACCCUCAAAUUGGCUGUCGUGAAGAACAAAUGGUGGGCCAAUCGACUGGGAGGUGAUACAUUUUCCGUCAUUUGCAAAUAUGAGAGUGCAGUAUGACCACGGAAGCAGCACUCAACUUUGCUAUGACUCGACAUGAUGGCAUUUUAUUCUCCUACUAAUUAAAAUCAUUUAAAUGCAGACGUGCAUCAUGAAGCAAUCACUGUUUAAUUUUCGUUUUGGUGAAGAGAAAUUAUGUGUCUUUGU